AUGAGCGCUGUAACUAAAGGUAAUAAACGUGUGUGGUACAGUGAUAAUGACAUUUCUUUGUUAGUUGAUAUUAUACAAAAAUAUCCAGUAGUCGAAUGCAAAAAAACCGAUGCGACCACGUGGAGGGAAAAGAAUAACACUUGGCAAAAAAUUUCGGAAGAAUAUAAUGCAGCAACGACCGACCCAAGAUCCGCUGACCAACUGUGGGGAAAAUUUGACAAUCUGAAAAAAGAGGCAAGAAAAUUUUUUGCUCGGGUGAAUCAACAGCUGUACGCUACUGGGGGAGUGGUUGGGUUGGCAGCAAGUCAAGGAGACAGUGAUUUUAGAGAAGAACCACCUUCAAACCACAACGAAACUGUGGAUCCUCAAACACCAUCCACAAGUAAAUCAGCGACACAAACGACACCAGAAGAAAGCCCCACAAUAUCCAAUAAUGCAGAAAAUAGUGUAGAUUUAUUAGUGUCUGCAGAUGUAUGCAUGUUGAUCUAG
This is a messenger RNA of Onthophagus taurus, 489 nucleotides long. The record is from RefSeq and is a predicted model, not a curated record. Lineage: Eukaryota; Metazoa; Arthropoda; Insecta; Coleoptera; Scarabaeidae.